This is a messenger RNA of Hevea brasiliensis (rubber tree), 1500 nucleotides long. RefSeq names its product proline-rich receptor-like protein kinase PERK15. Gene Ontology annotation, biological process: protein phosphorylation. Bases 1 to 1500 code for a protein of 499 amino acids. The transcript has 11 exons. The record is from RefSeq and is a predicted model, not a curated record. Gene Ontology annotation, molecular function: protein kinase activity; ATP binding. NCBI's taxonomy places the organism in Eukaryota, Viridiplantae, Streptophyta, Magnoliopsida, Malpighiales, Euphorbiaceae.
AUGGAACAGAAUAACAUAUGGACUAGAAAUGACUGCAUAUCUGAGCAAACCUUAGACUCUGAUAUUGAAACUGAAUUAGCCGAGCUUUUAUUUUAUGAAGAACUAGCAAACAAGGGCGGUGGAAACCGACGUAAUGGUAAUGGAGCCGUGCCUGUGCAAGUAAAAAUAGGUGGUGGAAAUGGUAUUAACAGGCACAUGAAUGGGGGUGAUAAGGAUGGAGGAGGUGGCGCUGCUAUGCAUGAUGGGUCGAACGACAUGGGUGGACCUCAUGCUGCUGCUGCUUCCUCCGUGAACGGCGGUGGCGGCCCCAAUGGGUACUUUCAAGGAGCCGGGCCAGUUCGCAUAGCCGGUUAUCCAUACCACCAGCAGUGGCAAGCUUUAAUGAAUCAACAGAGGGCAAUGGGAGAAGAGGAAAGAGAAAUUACAAGACAAACACAAGCAACUGAUGACAACACAGUUCAAAUAGUAAAAGUAGAGGAAAGAGAUAUUACAACACAAGCUACUGAUGACAACACAGUACAAGGUGUUCCGAGUUAUGCUUUUGAAGUACUAGCGAAAGCAACUGGUAAUUUCUCCAACAACAAUCGUCUUGGCGAGGGUGGUUAUGGUCAAGUUUAUAAGGGAAAGCUUCCAAAUGGUAAAAUGGUUGCAAUUAAGAGGCUUAUACAUCAUUCUGAUUCGGAUAUGGAGGAAAAUGCGCAACUUCAAUUUGAGGAGGAGGUUAAAACCAUUAGCCGCAUCCGUCACCGGAAUAUUGUGGAGGUGGUAGGGUACUGCAGUAAUAAAGCUGACAGAUUGCUUGUUUAUGAGUUUGUUUCCAACAAUUCAUUGAAAUAUCAUCUGCGGGGAAAAACAUCGCAUGGAAUGGAAAGCCCUGCAAUCGAUUGGCCAAGCAGAAUGAAAAUUGCUUUGGGUACUGCAAAAGGAUUGGCAUAUUUGCAUGAAGACUGUAAACCCAAAAUUAUCCAUCGAGAUAUUAAGAGUGAUAAUAUUCUUCUUGAUGAUAAUUUUAACCCAAAGAUCGGAGAUUUUGGAAUUUCCAAAGAUUUUGCAGAUUCUGCUACUCAUGUUUUCACUGAACCAAGGGGAACUGUUGCUUAUGCCCCUUCUGAGUAUUACAACAAAGAUGGCCAAAAUAGGAUACUCACCGACAAGUCCGAUGUGUUCUCUUUCGGAAUUGUGCUUCUGGAGCUAAUUACCGGGAAACUAGCUAUUUUUAUGAAGAAACCUUUAGCUAUUUGGGCAAUGCCUCUACUCAAACAAGUUUUGGAUACCAACGAACAAGAUUUGGAUGCAGAGAAUUGUAAAGAUUUUUUUGAUUCUAAAUUGCAGACAGAAUAUAAUAAAGAUGAAAUGAUUCGAAUGAUUUAUUGUACGCUACAUGAGCUUGCUAAGCACAUUUAUGGUCAGCUUGCCGCACUUCAAUCCCCCAUUACAGAAGAAACUAUUGUCAGUGAUGGGACUUGGAACGGAUCAUCGUCCCUUUGGUCUAGCUAUUGA